AUGUGUGUUGACUAUCGGGAUUUGAACAAAGCUAGUCCGAAGGAUGAUUUCCCUUUACCUCACAUUGAUGUAUUGGUUGAUAGUACUGCUAGAUGCAAGGUGUUCUCCUUCAUGGAUGGGUUUUCCGGGUAUAACCAGAUCAAGAUGGCUCCGAAAGAUAGAGAAAAGACGUCUUUCAUCACGCCAUGGGGCGCUUUCUGCUACUUAGUAAUGCCAUUUGGAUUGAUAAAUGCUGGCGCCACUUACCAGAGAGGCAUGACUAAAAUAUUCCAUGAUAUGAUACAUAAAGAGAUUGAAGUAUAUGUGGAUGAUAUGAUUGUCAAGUCAGGCACUGAAGAAGAACAUGCUGAGUAUUUGUUAAAGAUGUUUCAACGGUUGAGAAAGUACAAACUCCGAUUGAAUCCUAACAAGUGUACCUUCGGUGUUAGAUCUGGCAAGCUCUUGGGUUUCAUUGUCAGUCAGAAAGGUAUUGAAGUAGAUCCCGACAAAGUCAAAGCUAUCAGGGAAAUGCCAGCUCCAAAGACAGAGAAACAAGUUAGAGGCUUUUUGGGAAGAUUGAACUACAUCUCCAGAUUCAUCUCCCAUAUGACUGCCACAUGUGGACCGAUAUUCAAGUUACUCCGUAAAGAUCAGGGGAUCGUUUGGAUGGAAGAUUGCCAGAAAGCUUUUGAUAGCAUCAAAGGGUAUUUGUUAGAACCUCCGAUUCUUGUCCCUCUAGUUGAAGGAAGGCCUUUGAUCAUGUACUUGACUGUGUUGGAUGAUUCUAUGGGCUGCGUGCUUGGUCAACAAGACGAAACUGGAAAGAAAGAGCAUGCCAUUUACUACUUGAGUAAGAAGUUUACUGAUUGUGAGUCCCGAUAUUCUAUGCUUGAGAAAACUUGUUGCGCUUUGGCAUGGGCCGCUAAGCGUCUCCGUCACUACAUGGUUUACCACACUACUUGGUUGAUAUCCAAAAUGGAUCCGAUCAAGUACCUUUUCGAGAAGCCGGCGUUAACAGGAAGAAUUGCUCGUUGGCAGAUGUUAUUGUCUGAAUAUGAUAUUGUGUAUCGCACUCAGAAAGCCAUCAAGGGUAGUGUUCUUGCUAACCAUUUGGCUCAUCAACCAAUUGAAGACUAUCAGCCUAUCAAGUUUGAUUUCCCAGAUGAAGAGAUCAUGUAUUUAAAGAUGAAAGAUUGUGAUGAACCGUUGUUUGGUGAAGGUCCUGAUCCAGACUCUAAGUGGGGUUUGAUUUUUGAUGGAGCCGUCAAUAUCUUUGGUAAUGGAAUAGGGGCAGUUAUCCUUACUCCUAAAGGUACUCACAUCCCUUUCACUGCAAGACUCCGGUUUGAUUGCACGAACAAUAUUGCAGAAUAUGAAAUCAAAGGAAAAUGGGAAACUCACCAUGCUGGAAUGAUACCUUACAGAGACUAUGCCAGACGUUUAUUGACUUUCUUCAACAAGGUGGAGUUGCACCACAUUCCUCGGGAUGAGAAUCGAAUGGCAGAUGCCCUAGCAACUUUAUCUUCAAUGAUCAAGGUGAAUCGAGGCAACGACGUGCCUCUAAUCAGUGUCAAGUUCCUUGAUAGGCCCGCUUAUGUGUUUGUAGUCGAAGCAGUUUUUGAUGAUAAGUCGUGGUUUCAUGAUAUUAAAGUGUUUCUUCAAACUCAAGAGUACCCUCCUGGGGCAUCCCGUAAAGAUAAGAGAACUCUAAGAAGACUGUCUGGCAAUUUCUUCCUGAGUAGAGACGUCUUGUACAAAAGAAACUUUGAUUCAGUUUUGCUCAGAUGUGUGGACCGACGUGAAGCAGAUUUAUUAAUGCAUGAGAUACACGAAGGCUCGUUCGGGACUCAUUCUAGUGGAUAUUCAAUGGCUAAGAAGGCAUUGAGAGUAGGCUACUACUGGAUAACGAUGCAUGCUGAUUGUCAUCAUUAUGCCAAGAAGUGCCACAAGUGCCAAAUUUAUGCUGAUAAGAUUCAUGUUCCACCGUCUAUGCUCAAUGUUAUCUCUUCUCCAUGGCCGUUCUCUAUGUGGGGCAUUGAUAUGAUUGGUCGAAUCGAACCAAAAGCUUCCAAUGGACAUCGUUUCAUACUAGUGGCUAUUGACUACUUCACCAAAUGGGUCGAAGCGGCAUCUUAUGCCAAUGUGACCAAACAAGUAGUAGUCCGAUUUAUCAAGAACAAUAUCAUAUGCCGUUAUGGCGUUCCCAACAAGAUCAUCACGGAUAAUGGCACAAAUUUGAACAAUAAAAUGAUGAAGGAAUUAUGUGAUGGUUUCAAGAUCGAGCAUCAUAACUCUUCUCCUUAUAGACCUCAGAUGAAUGGUGCGGUCGAAGCUGCAAACAAGAAUAUUAAGAAGAUCGUGCAGAAGAUGGUGGUUACCUAUAAAGACUGGCAUGAGAUGUUGCCCUACGCUUUGUAUGGUUAUCGUACUUCAGUACGUACUUCAACAGGGGCAACCCCUUUUUCUUUGGUAUAUGGGACGGAAGCGAUACUUCCGGUAGAAGUUGAAAUCCCGUCAUUGAGGGUCUUGAUGGAAGCCGAGCUGUCAGAGGCUGAAUGGUGUCAAAAUAGGUAUGAUCAGUUGAAUUUGAUUGAGGAAAAACGCAUGGCUGCUUUAUGUCAUGGACAGCUAUAUCAGACAAGGAUGAAACAAGCGUUCGAUAAAAAGGUUCAUCCCCGUGAAUUUAAAGAAGGUGACCUGGUGGUCAAGAGUAUCACGUCUUUCCAACCAGACCCUAGGGGAAAGUGGACACCUAAUUAUGAAGGUCCCUAUGUGGUGAAAAGAGCUUUUUCUGGUGGUGCUUUAAUUCUUACAACUAUGGAUGGAGAGGAGUUACCUCGUCCUGUGAAUUCUGAUGCAGUCAAGAAAUACUUUGUCUCGCAUAUUCGUCUUUACCUAAUUCACGGGUCGUCUUUACCAAUUCUAAAGAGGUAA
Messenger RNA from Medicago truncatula (barrel medic), 2913 nucleotides. RefSeq lists its product as uncharacterized. Gene Ontology annotation, molecular function: nucleic acid binding; RNA-DNA hybrid ribonuclease activity. The coding region runs from base 1 to 2913 and encodes 970 amino acids. Gene Ontology annotation, biological process: DNA integration. Lineage: Eukaryota; Viridiplantae; Streptophyta; Magnoliopsida; Fabales; Fabaceae. The transcript has 5 exons. The record is from RefSeq and is a predicted model, not a curated record.